This is a messenger RNA of Nematocida ausubeli, 3186 nucleotides long. RefSeq lists its product as uncharacterized. Lineage: Eukaryota; Fungi; Microsporidia. The record is from RefSeq and is a predicted model, not a curated record. The transcript has a single exon. The coding region runs from base 1 to 3186 and encodes 1061 amino acids.
AUGACAUACUAUACCAAAACAAGUGAAUUCAUUAAAGUACAUACAAUUUUUAUUCUAUGCAUGACCAUAGGCAUCUGGAUGCUUUUUGGAGUGUGUGCUGCAAACAACGAAUACGACGAUUUGAAUACAGCAGAGCUUAAAGAAUGGCUUGAGAAUAUAAAUAAUAAUAAUGCUCCUGCCAUGACUGAUGAAGAAUGCGAUAUAAUAUUGGAACAGUUUGAUAAAUUAUUGGGUUUAAAUGACACAGCAUUGAAUUCUGAAAAUCAUACAAGUGACGCCCACUAUCAGAAGGAUUCACUCGAAUUAAGCACUCCAAAUCAAACAAGCAUAAUAAUUUCUACAUUCUAUGUAGAUGAUUCUGGAAAUCGAUUCUAUAUAGAUGAUAAAGGAUGCAGUAUUUAUAUGUACUUAACCAAAGACAUAGUAGUUGAAGGUGACCUCUUGUAUAAUAUAUAUAACGAUGCAUUUGGGAAUCAGAUUCUUAUAGAUAGUAGCAUGCACCCUUCUGCUUUUAAUAUUGAAGAUAUAUCUAGUAGAGCACACAGCAGCCAGGAAGAAAGCAUACUUGAUAAUCCAGUCAAAGUAACCACACCAAAGCGCCCGAGAGAUUCUACUUCAACCAGUUCAGACGAUAAUUUAAGUGCCAAGAAAAGAAAAAGUAAAGAGAGUAGAAAGGACAUAGAUUCUAUUCAUAGAACUACAAUAUCCAUUAAAUCAAUGAGGUACCAAAAUGCCUUUAGUAACCUCAAGCCCUACAAAUCUCAAGCACAAAGCGAUAUAACCCGAGAUAAACCCCACAGUUUUUCAUACUUGUUUACUAAAGAUGGCAUGGAUAGUGAAAAUACAAAAUGUGAAUGUAGUAUUGAGAAGAACUAUGAAAACAAAUACCAAUUAUGGCAAUUUUUAACUAGUUCACGCCAUAACUCCUUGGCUGAAAAGAUAGAGUGCAUCAACAACUUAGCUAAUGAGAUGAAAGCAAAAGAAGUAAAAGAUACCAUGAGGAAUGGUCAUUGUUAUUAUCUCUUUUUAGAGCACUUAAAAAAAUACAUAGAAGCUCAUAUAGACAUAGCGCAUAUUAGUGCAACAUACGACCACACAGACAGAAGUAAGAACAAUAUAUGCUCUAAAUCUGAAAUGAAGCCAGAGACACUCGGAGAAAUAUAUGAGGAAACCCAAACAGAUCUUAAGUGGUGGGUUAACAGUAUGUCGAUUAUCACUGAAAAAACUGAGGAAAUUAAGAGUGCAGGAUCUGCAGAUGCAGAACUAAAAGAAAAGCUGCACUUUAUUCUAAAGCUGCCAGAGGUGCUCAGAGACUUGGUUCUGAUAACCCCCGAGAUAUUGUUAAAGACAAAAAGAGAAAUGGAAAAAACACUUACUAUUACUGAAGUUAGAAAGACUUUCUGCAUUAUAGAGUACUUAUACUACUUAGUAAACAAUCAUACAGACAAAAUGAAUAUUGCGUAUAAUGAAGUUAAAGCGCUAUCUGUGAACGGAGAACCUAUAAAUGACCAGAGUACUAUGGUGGUGUAUAGUCUUGUCUAUGAUGUGUUUUGUUCGUUCUACCAAUGUGCGCCAUCUACCUGUGUGGCGGAUGUUAAAAGUGAAGAAAGCAAAGCAGAAAAAAAAGAAGCAUGCAUUAAAAGUAUUUUUCAUUCCCACUGCCCGCACAUACCGCAGAAUGGAGUCUUCAGACUGCAUGGAAAAAGAGCAAUUGUAAAGCCAACUCUCGGAAAAUACAAUCUCAGUAAGACUACAAAUUCAACUAGCAAUGGCUCCAAACCAACUAACAUAGAACAACAAAAUCCACUAUUUUUAAAUCUACCACACCAGUAUUUCAAAGAACACUACCAUGUGCAGCUAGUUGACAACAUACGCCACACAGUAAAACUUGUUCCUAUUCCAUAUCCCUAUUGUAAAGAUUACAGUUCUAAAGAUGGAUCUAUACAAAGGAAAACUCAUUCAAUUCGAUAUAUAGUAGAGUACAUAAAAUCUGUACUGAAGUUAGCCUAUCCAGAAAAGAAUUCAGAGUUUAAUGUAUACCCAUUUAGGUAUAGUAGAAAGAGUCGAGUAUGGGCAUUAAUAGAUGGGAAUUGCAAUUGGUAUAGGAAUAGAGAAUUAGAGCUAGAUCUAAGUGCAGUGAAUAGCUAUAACUAUGAUGUAGUCUUUUACUACUUUGAAGAUAAUAUAACCAAAAAUCAUUUUAAAUGUAUAGAUUUCCAAAUCUCAGUUGGCUCAAGUCUUGAAACUCCUCGAAUUCCUUUAUUUCUUACAAACUUUAUGCUAGUAAGUGCUAUAAUUAGUCCGUAUAUAUUUUUUAAUGAAACAUGUAUUAAAACCGAAAUAAUUAAAAAUUAUGCUACUGAGAAAAAAAGUAUUGAACCUACUAAAAUGACUAUCGAUACAGCUGCAACCAGCCAGAGCCCAUCUUCCGCAUCACCAAGCAACAAUGAACCUCAAUCCAAAAGAAGCUACAUUAAUUACUACUACAGUGACUUUUUGGUUCAAGGUAUAGAUGACUACAGAUUUUGCACUGCAGAAUGCUUUGUUACAGAUAUCUCACUUAAUUUAUCAGAAAAAACCGGUCUGCUAUCUACAGUUUGGUAUACACAGAUAAAGAGAAGCGUGCGUGAGUAUACAAAAUACUGUUUUAGUAUAAGUACAGCUCAGAACAUUCAGAGCGAUAAUCAGUCACAAUCUAAAAAAAAAGUGGUCUCAAAAUUCCUGAAUCUAUUGCAGCGCGAGAAUUUAUCUGGCGACAAAGUCACAUACGGUCUGUGCAUCUAUACAUCUUCGAGUGGCAAGGAAGUUGCUGUUCCAAUUAUGUGUGAGAAAAUGCGAAGGCUUUUGGGCGCUAACAUUGAUGAUGACCUUAAGUCCAGGCAUGCAAAUUGGGAAAGUAACAUUCUUCCUCCACGAGUUGAUGUUAAAGAUAUAAAAGAGGAUGCUUCUGUUUUUAUCACGGUAAAAACCUUUAGCUACACGCAGGCAAACCUUGGAAUGCACUAUGACAUGCUAGCUGCUCUCUUUCAUAACAAUAAUUCCGCAUCAGCACUAACAUCAGAACCCGCACCAGCACUAACAUUAGAACCCGCACCAGCACUCAAAAAACUAAUAACACCAGAACCAAAGACCGCUACUAGAAAGUCUCCUAGAGCGACUAGAGCUAGAGUUGUUUACACCGAGUAG